AUGGCAGAACCAACUCAGCCAAGGACCGAAGAGAAUCUCUUCAUUCCAGUAGAUGGAAAAGUUUCCCUCGGAGAGAAUGUCUCGCUGACAGGUCAGCAGUGGGAGUUAUUGGCCCGCCAACGAUCUCAUUCGAUGUUUGUUAAGACGUUGGCGGUCAUGAUUUGGGGAUCUGGAGUCCUUAAAGAUCGAAGCGUUCAUGGCCGCAAAAAUCCCCGAAAUAAGGAGGCGCAGGUGAAGGCACCCCUGACUCCUGUUAAGUUGCAAGCAGUGAGAGCUUGCUACAACCAUCACCUAAAGAACAAAGGUAUUGAUGGAGAGGAUCUAACAAAAGAAAUGAGAAAGCUUCAUGCCAUCAUAUCAGAGAAGAUUCAGGAUCUGAACAGGUCAUAA
Molecule: messenger RNA, 390 nt
Organism: Lytechinus pictus (painted urchin)
Lineage: Eukaryota; Metazoa; Echinodermata; Echinoidea; Temnopleuroida; Toxopneustidae
Product: BEN domain-containing protein 5-like
Exons: 3
Coding region: 1-390 (129 amino acids)
Biological process (GO): negative regulation of DNA-templated transcription
Molecular function (GO): DNA binding
Source: RefSeq, a predicted model, not a curated record